Messenger RNA from Anopheles merus, 583 nucleotides. RefSeq lists its product as uncharacterized. The transcript has 2 exons. Gene Ontology annotation, molecular function: zinc ion binding; nucleic acid binding. The coding region runs from base 5 to 352 and encodes 115 amino acids. The record is from RefSeq and is a predicted model, not a curated record. NCBI's taxonomy places the organism in Eukaryota, Metazoa, Arthropoda, Insecta, Diptera, Culicidae.
UAGUAUGGAAAUGUCAAAUCGAGGCGCAGACGAAAUACACGGCGCCGGUGCAGCGUAUCCAGUUCAGCACAUCAGCACCACGAGCAAGAAGAAGAGCAAGCCAACAACGGUUCAAAGGAAAACAGCUUGCUAUCGGUGUGGAAACGAAGAGCAUUUUGCGGAUAAGUGUCGACACCGGAAUGCAAUUUGCAACUACUGCAAGAAAAUGGGACACUUGGAUAAAGUGUGUCGUACAAAACUACAACGAGCAGGAGUACACACACUGGAGUACGAGCCUGAUCUUCCUGCCUGUGACGAUGACGUUGUGGAUGUGCUCAACCUGAGAGCAGUGCAAAAUCUGGCGGGUCAAUAGUACAAGCGCAACCAUCCAACCCUCCACCAAUGAGUUUUCCAUCAGAGGCUCCAUGUUCAGCGGAAAUACCACCGGAAGCAAAACUGCGGCGAUCAGCAAGGAGUAUCAAAACACCACAAAGGCUACUACUGUAAAUAACUAUUUCGGAGGGAAGAGCUGUCAUAACCAUCGAAAUGUCAACAUCACCAAAUGGACCAACCUGGUAGCGGUUGGCUGACAGCGGCUGUCAAC